AUGAGUCACAAUAACCCGUUUGAAGAUACAAGUCAUAAUCCUUGGUCUGAUAGUGGGCCAAAAUAUGGGAAUGCAUAUGAAGGCAGUUCUUCUCCUGCACUUCCGCCAAGAGUUAAGGAAACACCAACUUUAGUCUCCAGCUCCCCUUAUGGCACUCAACGUAUGCCUUCUCCUUCAGCUUACCAACAACCACCUGUUGCAAAUGCUUGGCAAGAGUCCAACAAGACAUUGGAUGAGCCACAGCAUCAUACAAAUGCUUACCAGUAUUCUGGUACACCUUAUGCAAAUUCACCUACACUAGCCAAUGCUUAUUCUCCUCAGCCUACUCAUACUACUGCUACCAUUAAUGAUAUAAAUAAUAAUAAUAAUAAUAAUACCAAGGCAGAAUCUGUUAAUUUACCUUCAGCCACACGAACAAAGCCAUCCAAAUUGAGAGUGUUGCUUAGAAUUAUUUUGUUUAUCUUUGCUGUCGGACACUUGGGUUUUGCAGCAGGAGCAUCACCUGUAAGAUCCAACAAAAAGGGAAAUAACGUAUAA
Messenger RNA from Rhizopus microsporus ATCC 52813, 537 nucleotides. RefSeq lists its product as uncharacterized. NCBI's taxonomy places the organism in Eukaryota, Fungi, Mucoromycota, Mucoromycetes, Mucorales, Rhizopodaceae. Bases 1 to 537 code for a protein of 178 amino acids. The transcript has a single exon. The record is from RefSeq and is a predicted model, not a curated record.